UAGUGAAUGCGGGGUCCGGGAGACCGGAUAUAGUGAAUGCGGGGUCCGGGGAGAGCGGAUAUAGUGAAUGCGGGGUCCGGGGAGAGCGGAUAUAGUGAACGCGGGGUCCGGGGGGAGCGGAUAUAGUGAACGCGGGGUCCGGGGAGAGCGGAUAGUGCGGGGUCCGGGAGAGCGGAUAUACGGAUAUAGUGAAUGCAGGGUCCGGGGAGAGCGGAUAUAGUGAAUGCAGGGUCCGGUAGUAACACUUUGAAUCCAAAAGGGGGCAAAUAAGGCAAGA
Staurois parvus is the source of this 277-nucleotide messenger RNA. NCBI's taxonomy places the organism in Eukaryota, Metazoa, Chordata, Amphibia, Anura, Ranidae. The record is from the annotation of a GenBank genome assembly.